Molecule: messenger RNA, 1499 nt
Organism: Pomacea canaliculata
Lineage: Eukaryota; Metazoa; Mollusca; Gastropoda; Architaenioglossa; Ampullariidae
Exons: 10
Coding region: 194-709 (171 amino acids)
Biological process (GO): protein ubiquitination
Molecular function (GO): metal ion binding; ubiquitin-protein transferase activity
Source: RefSeq, a predicted model, not a curated record
UUUAAGCAGCAAAACAGAAGCACCAGAACAGAUUCAAGCUGUAGUCAGAGCCUUGGUUUCAGACUUGCAUCCUAAUGAAGAAGAGGAGGUGAUAGAAAAGGUACAAUUAGAGCUUGAGAAAUCAGGCCAGAAAAAAAGAUCAGACGGAAAACCAACAGAUUUCUACAAUGUCUUUGAAGAUACUGAAGGUGUGAUGUCAGGUGACCGCUUGCCUCUUGGAACACGGGUUACAAAGGGCCCUGACUGGACUUGGGGAAAUCAGGGUGGUGGUGGUCCAGGCACUGUAGUUCAACAUGAGAAUAAAAAACAUCCAUAUACGUGGGUGUGGUGGGACACUGGAGAAUAUAAUCGCUAUCCAUAUGGACCAGAUAUGGGAUUUCACAUUUGGAAGACAGAGGAAUACCCCAGAAUAAAGCUCAUGCAUGAUCCUCUAGACAUUGGCAUGAUAGUUAAGAAAGGCCACAGCUUGGAGAAUUUGGAGACCAUUAGAAAUGCCACAAAAGGUGUAAUAAUCAGGAGAUCUCAAGAUAGAAAGCGACUGAAAGUUCGCUGGGACAAUGGGAUCAUCACAGAAUGCAAAAUCAAUGAUGUAGUCUACUGUGAUAUCUUGACGGAAUCUGAGGAAAAGUUUGUAAGCCUUUCUGAAGAACUUUUUGGGCAUAGCCUAGGCAGAGAGGUUAAGGAAAAUGUGGAUGCAAGAGGAAGAUGAUGCCAUGAAUGGUGAUAAGAAACGAGUCUGGCAAUGGAAGGAUGAAUCUGGCAACUGGAGGCUGUACCCAGAAGACCUUGCAGAAAGAAUAGAGAAAGAGUUCAGCCGCAGACAUGAUGGCACUCUUGCUUUUACCAGGGGUGGUAAAAACUACCGUGUAAAGUUGAAACAAAUGAUAGAAACAAGCACUUCUACAGGGAACAUCAAGGGAAAUUAAACGUGUUUUGCUGUCCUUUGGAUGAAUACCUCUCCUUGAAAACAGUUGAAGAGUUAGCAUAAUAGGUCUUUUGGAUUUCAAGCUUGCUAGAGGUCAGGCUAUCAGAAAGACAGAAGUGUGUGCAAGAGUUAUGUCCUCAAUGUGGUAUGUAUAAGGGACACACAAUAUACAUUAUUAGAGGCAUCUGAUGGGCUCAGCUUCCCUGUAUUGCAGGUCCUAUGCUGUGGCAAAAAAGAACUACAGCAGCACUAUACAUUUGAAGAUUUUCAUUGCUUUUUGUAUACUUCAUGAGACUGUUUUUUGCAGAAUUCCAUGUGAUGAUAAUGUUUUUAGUAUGUGAUUGGAAUUUUUCAAUUCUCUGUGAAAAUUUUGCAUCGUUACAGAAUUAACAGAAAUAAGAAUGCUACUAGCAUGCACUUCUGAAGGAUUCGGUCUCAGUCUACAGUUACAUAAGAGCAUGCCCUCACAGCAAAUUUGUUUAUACACACAUUUGUAUUUGUAUACUUGUAAACUACAAUAUUUGACAUUACUAAAUUAAGAAGUGAAAUAAAAAAUAUAUCCAGUAUCUUGAAA